UGUUCUUAAAUUGCUCCGGACAUCAACAGCCAGAGCGACAACAGGGGAGAACACAGCGCAGAGUAGUCGAAGCAAAGAGGCUGGGCAGUUGUGAAGACUUCCGUACAUUGAUUUGUUCUAACCCCAAGUUAUGGAGUCCCUGAGUGAAGCAAAUUCUCAGUUCUUCCUGGACCUGUUUAAGAACUUAAGUGAGGCUAACAGGGGUGAUGUCUUCUUUUCACCAUUCAGCAUCUCCCCUGCUCUUGCUAUGGUUUAUUUAGGAGCGCGAGGUGAUACUGCUGCACAGAUGGAACAGGUGUUACAUUUCAUCAAAACAACUUCUGUUCACUCUGAAUUUAGCAACCAGCUCUCCAGUAUUAACAACAAGGAUUCAACAUCUACAAUACACCUAGCAAAUCAUUUAUUUGGAGAGAAGACAUUACUCUUUGGAAAGGAUUACCUUGAUGAAACUAGGAAGCUGUACCAUGCAGAACUUGAAAGUGUAGAUUUCAUCACUUCUUCAGAGUCGGCCAGGCAAAACAUCAAUUCUUGGGUGGAGAAACAGACAGAAGGAAAAAUCGUAAACCUGCUCUCUGAAGGAGCUAUAGACCCAGUGACUCGGCUUCUUCUUGUGAGUGCAAUCUACUUCAAGGGAGACUGGCAAAAAAAGUUCAGAAUGGAUAAAACAAAAGAAGAGCAAUUCAGACUUAACAAGAAAGACACUAAGAAUGUGAUGAUGAUGUACAAGAGUGCACAAUUCAAUUAUGCUUUGUUGCCUGAUGUAAAUGCUCAAAUUAUUGAGCUGCCAUAUGCUGGUGAAGAUUUUAGCAUGUUUGUUCUGCUUCCUAAGGAUAUUGAAAAUGAAUCCACUGGACUUGAAAAGGUGAGAAUACAUUAUGCACUAAUUCAUGCUUUAUUCGUCAAGUAAAACCUUAGUGCUGAU
Messenger RNA from Erpetoichthys calabaricus (reedfish), 922 nucleotides. RefSeq names its product leukocyte elastase inhibitor-like. Gene Ontology annotation, biological process: negative regulation of endopeptidase activity. Gene Ontology annotation, molecular function: serine-type endopeptidase inhibitor activity. The coding region runs from base 131 to 907 and encodes 258 amino acids. The transcript has 6 exons. The record is from RefSeq and is a predicted model, not a curated record. NCBI's taxonomy places the organism in Eukaryota, Metazoa, Chordata, Cladistia, Polypteriformes, Polypteridae.